Molecule: messenger RNA, 1010 nt
Organism: Nanorana parkeri
Lineage: Eukaryota; Metazoa; Chordata; Amphibia; Anura; Dicroglossidae
Gene: CUNH1orf35
Product: chromosome unknown C1orf35 homolog
Exons: 10
Coding region: 54-857 (267 amino acids)
Source: RefSeq, a predicted model, not a curated record
GUGAGCGUGUUGUUUUGUGUUCUCUUCCGAAUCUGAGAAACCUGAUCGACACAAUGUUCGGCUCCUCCAGAGGGGGCGUCCGGGGCGGACAGGACCAGUUCAACUGGGAAGAUGUCAAGAUGGAUAAGCAGCGUGAAAACUACCUCGGAAACUCUGUAAUGGCGCCGGUGGGAAGGUGGCAGAAGGGCAAGGACCUGACUUGGUAUGCCAAGCAGAAGAAUGCGGGGGAGGCGAUGAGCAGAGAGCAGGAGCUGGCUGCGGUGAAAGAGGCGGAGGAGGAAGCCAUGAUGGCCGCCCUAGGUUACAAGACGGUGAAGCGCCAGCCCAAGGGUCUCAGUAAGGAGGAGUUUGCUGAAGCCUGCAAGCGGGAAGGUCCGGAGAAGGAUGAGCGGAGCGUGGACCGUGUUGGCGGGCUGGGGAGCAGCGUUUCCUCUGCGCGCACAACGCUUUCCAAGGAGGACAAGGAGGCCACUAAAAUGGGUUUCUCCAUCUUCACUCACCAAAAAGGCGGAGAGCGCCCGGAAGCGCCGAGCGACAAGAGGAAAGCGGAAGGAGGAGAGGAGGACAAAGCGUCCAGCAGGAAAAAGGCCAAAAAAGAGAAAAAGAAGAAGAAGAAGAAACAGAAGAAGGAAAAACACCGAAGAGCCGAUUCUUCAUCAUCAUCAGAGGAGGAGGACAGGCGGAGAAGAGCGGGCAAUCCAUCAUCGUCCCGUCACCCUGGAGCCUGCGGGGCUGACGGCCAUUCAUCAGACGCCCGGGACUCGCCCAGGACCCCCGACGGGGGACGCAAGAGGAGGAGGAGGUCGGUGUCCCCGCGUGAGGCCAAACGGCGGCAUGACACGGACUCGGACGACUGAUCGGGGCCAGGGCACAGCGGGUGGGGGAGGGGAGAAGAAUGGAGCAUGGGGUGGGGCCCUCGGCUCCGGGACUCUCAGGGACACGUCUGUAGAACUGUCAAUUGACUUUGUGUUACGGAUAUUACCCAGCAAUAAAUUCCCGUCUUCCACGCC